Pogonomyrmex barbatus (red harvester ant) is the source of this 1528-nucleotide messenger RNA. RefSeq names its product alpha-Mannosidase class I a (gene alpha-Man-Ia). Gene Ontology annotation, biological process: mannose trimming involved in glycoprotein ERAD pathway; carbohydrate metabolic process. NCBI's taxonomy places the organism in Eukaryota, Metazoa, Arthropoda, Insecta, Hymenoptera, Formicidae. The record is from RefSeq and is a predicted model, not a curated record. Gene Ontology annotation, molecular function: calcium ion binding; mannosyl-oligosaccharide 1,2-alpha-mannosidase activity. Gene Ontology annotation, cellular component: Golgi membrane; endoplasmic reticulum.
GUUGCGAGAUGUCAAUUGCCGCACGCAGGUGGUGCUCCAUUCGUAAUGGCGUAUGACGGCUGAGGAGCCACGGGUGCGAAACGCGCACGGGUGCACGAGAGUUUUCGCGUAUCCGCGACACAACGGGGUGGUGAUUAAGUGCCGCGGCGUGUUGCACGUGUCUCGGACGUACGCGGUAAGAUGAGCACGUCGACUGGCGUGCUGCCGUCGUACCAGCGCCUCGCGAACGGCGUACCGGUGCCGUUGUUCUCGAGACGGUCCUUCCGUCCGCGCGAGAAGUACCUGAUCCUCCUGGUAUUCAUGACGUUCGGCGUCGUCUGUUUCGGCGCGUUUUUUUACCUGCCGGACUUCCGUACCGGCGGCGCCGCCGUGAACAGUGUCUACCGCGUGUACCAGAGUAUGCAGAAGGCCGGACCGGAGUUGCUCCUGCCGGUGCCACCGCGCGCCUCUGGCGACGUCAAGGACUCGCGCUUGUCCGCGAUCGGCCAUCCGAACGCCGUGCCGCCCGGCCACGAGGGCAGCGAUCAUCAGGACGUGCACCUCGUCGAGGACAAGCAGAAGCUGCAGGCGAAAAUCGACGAGGAGUAUCAACAGCAAAAGACAUUAGAAAAACCGGACAUGGGUGAAUCGCGAGUGCGUACAAGUAGUUCUUCAUCGUUGAUUGUGCACAAGGAAGAAUUGGUUUUGGUGACAGUGCCACCAGCGCCUGCGGAUAAGCUGCCAUUAAUCGUCGGUGGAGAGGAUAAGGACCCUAUUGCCAGACAGCGAAGGGACAAAGUGAAAGAGAUGAUGAAGCAUGGUUGGGACAAUUACGUACGGUAUGCAUGGGGGAAAAACGAAUUAAGACCAAUCUCGAAGAGAGGUCACAGUGCCAGUAUCUUCGGGGCCUCAAAUAUGGGCGCUACUAUCGUCGAUGGACUUGACACUCUUUAUAUCAUGGGUCUCCAUGAUGAGUUUAAACAAGGACGCGAUUGGAUCGCCGAGAAUCUGGACUUCGAUAUCAAUUGUCCCAAAAUUGUUAUCAUGAUUGAACAUCUGAAAUUGAAAAGAAUAAAGAUAAUUCAAGAACAUUUUGUAUCUCUUGCGGUAUCAAUAAAUAUAAUAAGAAUAUGAAAUUAAAAGGCGGCACAACAACGAUCAUUCAUCUCGGUUAUUCUGGUGAGCGAGAUAAAUUCCAAUGGUCGAUGUGAGCAAGCACGCUAAAGAAAUAUCGUGCAAUAUAUAUUGCCUGCAAUGAGAUUUAUACAAGAAUGAAAACUGUGCGGCCGGCACGCGGGGUUUGCACGGGCUAGAUGGGAACUGAAAUCAUGAACGGGUUAUAUGGACUUGUCCGCGAUUCGGACAGGCGAUAAAUUUGGGAAGGAAGUUGCAUCCAAAGGGGCCUAACCGCUUCAAGUAUAAAAGAAGACACGCAUCGCAUAUUAUACAUUGAGGAUGCACGUAUAGGGAAGGGAAUGUAAGAUAAUGUACUGACCACCACAUAUCUAACACAUUGCCAUUUCGCGUUAAUAUAUAUACUCAAAUCAAA